AGUCGUUUCGUCACUUUUCGGUGAAGCGUCGCGAUGAUCUUGACGCAAGAGGAAAUCGAUGCGUGCCGCGAGUCGUUCGUGCACUUUGACAGAGACGGGUCCGGUACGAUCGACAAGUAUGAGCUCGCCAAGGUGCUCGAGGCCAUGGGCCAGCGACCCACGGAGGAGGAGCUCUUCCAGAUGAUCUCCGAGGUCGACGAGGACCACAGCGGCGAGAUCGAGUUCUCCGAGUUCCUCCAAGUCAUUGAGCAGCAAAAGCUCCGCGCACUCGAGUACGACGACGAGAGCGACUUUGUCGACGCGUUCGUGGCCUGCGGCGGCGGUCCCGACAAGCAAGGCCACGUCGAACGCCGCGUGCUCGUCCAGCUCAUCAAGAAGGACUUUGGUCUGCCCAUUGACAUUGACAAGAUGCUCGAUGAGCUCGACACGGACGGGUCGGGCGAGAUCGAGUACGACGAGUUCAAGGCGCUCCUCUCGCAGUGAGACCGGUCUGGCUGGUAUCAACAGCGAAAGAAUAGAAAUGCGGAUAUAAGAUUGACAAGAUUUACUUGCGGGGCGG
Molecule: messenger RNA, 559 nt
Organism: Saprolegnia parasitica CBS 223.65
Lineage: Eukaryota; Oomycota; Saprolegniomycetes; Saprolegniales; Saprolegniaceae
Exons: 2
Coding region: 34-483 (149 amino acids)
Molecular function (GO): calcium ion binding; enzyme regulator activity
Source: RefSeq, a predicted model, not a curated record